AAGAGCAUUGACUUGUAGUUGUUGAGGUAGCAUAGUUGGGUCCGUCCGAUGAGGGGCAAAAGAAGACAAAGAUUCGUUUAACGAGGAGCGAAAGGAAGCGCAAAUACAGGGUUGCUAAUUGCCACUUGAUUUUUUUUCUUUGUUUUGGGUUUGGGAGCCAAAAAUGAGACCAAUGAGAGACAAAAACAACACAACAAGACCCCUUUGACAAUUUUCACUGCCUCGUCCUUUCUCUUUCUUUUAGGCACUCUCUGUGUCUCUGUAGCGACGAUUAAAGUUGGUACAUGUGCCACCAGUUUUUUGUUUGUUUUUCAUGUGUGUCAUGUCAUGUGUGAGUCUGUGUCUGCACUCUACUCACCAACUCUUUCCAUUUUCCAACCCCCGAAUCCAAGGCCUCCUUAGAUUCCUUACAGAGUAGAGUCAACAACAUAUAGCUAUCUCUUGUUUCAUUUUUCCUAUUGUUACAAUAUUCAGUAAUUGAAAAAAAAAUUAUCUUUUUGUUUUUUUUUCACAGUUUGUUUUGUGAGAUUGAAAGGGAAAUGUGAGAUUGAAAGGGAAAGGCUGUGUGAGGUGAGGUGUGUCAUCCACAUAUGAGAGUGUGAAGUGUCAACCAUCUAACUCCAACGAAAGAAGCUUCCUACAUACUUCCUACUGUUCAGCUCUCUUCGCUUUUUUCCUAUCCACCCAUCACUCGUAUUAAUUCAAAACACCCUUCAAUCCAACCCUAUCUCCAUCCCUCUUUCUCUUUUGUCUUCUAUUCUGCAACACACUCACUUUGUUUCUUUGCCUACCCACACUACUCUCUACCAAACACUCUUUUCAAUUUCUACCAGGUACCCUUUACUUCUUGCUUGCUCUUUUUUUUUCAUCUGAUUGAACCUUUUAAUGUGUGUUCUAGCCACUUGCUUUACCUGCAGUCUUGAACGUGUUUGAUUUCACUUCAAAAUUGUCUUUUUUUUAGAUUCUUUUUGUCUGUUUUUUGUUUUAAGUAUUGUUUGAAUGGGCAGACAUCUUUGUAUGCAAUGAGAGUCUUUAAACUAUUUAUUAGCUCGACAGUGUUGCAAUUUUUGACAGAAGAAUCGUGAUGUUGAAGUUAAAAUAAUGCCACGGUAGGAGAGGGGUUGGGGAACAAAGGGUCGUGAUGUUCUUGACUUUUGGCGUUGUAGAUUUCAUCUGGAUUAUUAACUAAUUCAAGGCCGCUCUUGUAUAUUGUUUGCCAAUGGAAUGUAAUUAUCAGUGUGGCCGAAGUGUUGUAAGCUUGAAGAGAAAGUCCCCGGAAGAUGAAAAUCGUGUACUCUUCAACACCUUUUCUCUGGAUGACCUUAAUGAAGAUCUCUUUGAAAGGAUACUUUCAUGGCUUCCAACUUCCACAUUCUUUCGCCUAAGUUCUGUGUGCAAAAGAUGGAAAUCGGUUGCUGAUUCUGCCAGUUUCAAGCUUGCCUGCUCUCACAUUCCCUCGAGGGAUCCUUGGUUUUUAAUGGUUGCUCCCAACCUUAAUCAAUCUGUUAUCUUUGAUUCUGCUGAGGGCGCUUGGAAGAGACUAAACCACCCACCUCUUCUGCAAGAGGAAUCUAACCAAAACUGCAUGCCGGUUGCAGCCUCUGGUGGCUUGAUUUGCCACCGGAAAUUAUCAGGAAAUUUCAUUGUGAGCAACCCCGUGACAGGAUCUUGUACAGAACUUCCCCCACUUCAUGCCCCGCAGCAUCAACCUCUCAAUGCCAUUGUGAUGAGCACAGCUUGCAAAGACCAACUCUCCUUCAAAAUUGUCUUAGUCUUCGGUGAACUUCCAAAUCUCUUGUUCAAAGUCUACGAUUCAAGAUCUGGCUGUUGGGAUGAUGAGAUUGCUUUGAGGAGAAAGACAGAAGACAGUUCAAUGGAACAUGAUUCUACUGAUGACAAUGUUGUGUACUUCCUCAGCAAGGCUGGAAUUGUUGUGGCAAGCAACAUGCAGAGAAGCCCCUCUAAGCAAUAUUCAUCAGUUAUUACCAACAAAGAUGGCCAAGACAUUGUGUAUUUUCUUAGCUCCUCAGGGAAAGUGGUAGCAUGCAAUUUGACGUGCAAGUGCUUCUCUGAGUACCCCAGGUUGUUACCUGUUUUUAGUGAGUAUUCCAUUGAUGUUGUAGAGUGCAAUGGGGAGAUGCUAGUUGUUUUGUUAUCAGAAUUCUUGGAGACUGCAACUCUUAGAGUAUGGAAAUAUGAUGAGGCUAACAGAGGGUGGCAUCAGAUCGCGGCAAUGCCUGCAGCAGAUUCUCAUGAGUGGUAUGGAAAGAAAGCAGACAUCAAUUGUGUUGGAGCUGGAAACCAAAUAUUGAUAUGCUUGAACUCCCCUGAUCUAUGCACUUAUAUUCUGUGUGAUUUGGAAACCAACAAGUGGCUUGAAUUGCCAAAAUGUUGCAUAAAUGGAGAACUCAUAGACUUUAUGUCUGCCUUUUCAUUUGAGCCUCGAAUAGAGGUUUCUGUAUGACUUCACUAUGAUAAUCACCAUUCCUUUUCUGAUCCCUUAGCA
Molecule: messenger RNA, 2506 nt
Organism: Vigna radiata var. radiata (mung bean)
Lineage: Eukaryota; Viridiplantae; Streptophyta; Magnoliopsida; Fabales; Fabaceae
Product: F-box only protein 13
Exons: 2
Coding region: 1220-2464 (414 amino acids)
Molecular function (GO): protein binding
Source: RefSeq, a predicted model, not a curated record